UUUCUUUACAAUAUGGCUGCGCCCAGGCAUACUUUGCUUCGAGUGGUUUACGCUUGCUGGCUUCUGUGUUUGUGGUCCGCAGAGUGCUUGGAGGAUAGUAAAGAAGAAGGGAAGCCCGGGGAUCAGGGAGCCUGUGGUUGCAGCAACAGUCGGGCAAGCGACGCGGAAACAGCUGCACGGAAAUACUCCCUGGAGGCGAAUGUUUCCAAGCAGCCAAAUGAUCGCCGUGGAGACGACCGCUCGAAAAAUCAGGGUAUGAAGAUGGUCCCUAUUCCAGCUGGAGUGUUUACAAUGGGAACUGACGAGCCCAUUAUAAAACAAGAUGGAGAAGGGCCUGGAAGGAGAGUCCACAUUGGUCAUUUCUUCAUGGAUCGCUAUGAAGUCAGCAAUGCAGAGUUUGAGAAGUUUGUGAAUGCUACAGGCUAUGUUACAGAGGCAGAAAGAUUUGGUGAUUCCUUUGUAUUUGAAGGCAUGUUGAGUAAAAAAGUAAAGAAUGGAAUUCAGCAAGCUGUUGCAAUUGCUCCUUGGUGGCUACCAGUUAAAGGAGCAAAUUGGAAGCACCCAGAAGGCCCUGAUUCUCAUAUCUUAAAGAGGCUGGACCAUCCAGUUCUUCAUGUUUCUUGGAAUGAUGCUAUGGCCUUUUGCAGUUGGGCAGGAAAACGGUUACCGACUGAAGCUGAAUGGGAAUAUAGCUGUCGGGGUGGUCUUGAAAACAGACUUUUUCCAUGGGGAAACAAACUUCAUCCAAAUGGUCAACACUAUGUAAAUAUUUGGCAGGGAGAAUUCCCUAGAAGCAAUACAGAGGAAGAUGGCUAUAAAGGCACUGCACCUGUAACAGCAUUUCCUCCAAAUGGUUAUGGCCUGUAUAACAUUGUGGGAAAUGCAUGGGAAUGGACAUCAGAUUGGUGGGAAAUUAAUCAUUCUGCAGAUGAAACAUACAGCCCGAAAGGACCUUCAGAAGGGUCGGACCGAGUGAAGAAAGGUGGAUCCUACAUGUGCCAUAAGUCCUAUUGCUAUAGAUAUCGAUGUGCAGCCCGAAGCCAAAAUACGCCUGACAGCUCAGCUUCCAAUCUGGGGUUCCGCUGUGCCGCUGACAGUCUGCCAGACUACUUAAAGUGACAAAGCUUGACAGCCCUGGAGGACAGAGAGAAUCUCACCAGGUUUUGUGAAAAAGGAUGCAGCUCAAAGAUUCUACAUUUGUCGUGCCAAACGAGAAGACACUGGAAAUUCUGAAUCUUUCAGCCAGCAGCUUUUGUUUUUUUUUAUCCCUGGUUGGUGAAGAACCUAGGUUGCAUUUUCAUUUAAUGUGCUUAACGCAAAAUACAUUUGAUCAUUGAGUUGCUUUAAAUUUAAGAACUAAAUCAUGUCAGGCAUAGUUUUUUAAUAAAAGGCAUUACCAUUCAAAUGAUAGAUCAAUUUACAGAAGUAAUUAAGUAUCUUAUAUUUAUUUAUUUUUAAAAAUGCAUCUAAUUAAGAUGGAAUAGCACACAUUGUUUGUGGGGAUAAAAAACAUCACAGAUUAAUCUGAUCCAAAGAAAUUUCAAAGCUGUUUGUAUGUUAUUUAUGUUAUGUUUAUCUUACUUUCUUGUUCCAUUGGUUUCAGUGGGUCUUAAAUCCAAUUCACAUUCUUCAAGAUUAAUAAUUUUGAAAAUAAGCCAUUAUCUAUUUACUGAAAUAUACUGAUGUAAUUUAUGCUUGAAUUAGUAUGAUUUAUUGUUGCUUUUCCUAAAGAUUGUUCUUAUUUUUGAUAAUUAUUGAUUUCUUCAGCAGCUAUCACUGAGAAACAUUCCUGACCCAAGCCUUUGAAGAUAACUUCCUAGGACCUCCUAGGACCCAGUGCCCAAAUUUUGGAGGUCACUGUUUCUUGGCCCUCUCCCCACCGAAAGAGUUCCAUGGGGCAAAUAUUUACAGUAAGUGUUGUGUUCAAUGGGCACCUGCACCCUGUGGGCACUGGAAUCUCUGUGGGGCAGCAAAAGAGCUCUCUCUUCACGAAGAUAAGCUUUUUAUUAGAUGGUCCCCUGUUUGUCCUUUUAAUCAGAUUGCAGGGCCCAAGCAGUAUUGGAAUGUGUAGGGAACUCCACUCUACCAGGAAUAAUAGAAAAUAAACAAUUUUUAUAUAACAUAGAAUAAGCCUGUGGGAGGACAGGCUGCCUGCAAAAUAGCCAGCAUCUGGGCUGUGGUCCCUUGCCCCUUUAAGAUCUCUUCCUAAGUAGCCCAGCAAUUUGUGGCUAUGAAAGCUGAGUAGAAAGGCAGCUAGGUGUGGCAAUGUUUUUGACAUGAAAGGGAAACUGGUUUAUAUUUGGGAGAUUGCAAAAGUCUGAAGCAGCCUAAGGCAAAUAGAAGAGUUAUUGUUCGGCAGAAGUAGGGGUCACAAAGAGAAGUAGUGGAAGAACAUGAGUUGUAUAGAAUUGGGGAAGAGUGGUAGAGCAAACAGUGAACACUAGCUUUUUUGAGUGCUUGUGUGUAUGUUGCCUAGAGACCAGUAAUGGUUAUGUUGGCUCUCUGAGGUUUUGGAGCCCACUGAUUUGGAUAUAUGUAAAAGAACCUGUGACAAAUUUAUUGGGAGAUAAGACAGUUGUACCAAGUAUUAGGAGGCUGGACAGGUAUCUAAAAGGGAAGGGAAGGGAAGGAAGGAACCCCAUUAAGGACAGCAGCCCUGGUGUGCCUGUCUUAUACCCGCCAUCUUGAUUUGACUAGUUCCAAGAGUCUUGAGGUUCUGGAGCUAAAUCCCAGGUCCAAUCAAGAAGUACACUCUUCAAGCCUUUGCUUCUCUGAGAACUUCCAUUGAAUAACCUCUGGGGACAAAGUAACUUCUAACUCCUUGUCACUGAAUCCCAUCUUGUCUCACAUGGGAAGAGGACAGUUAUUUUAGAAUCCUCUGUGGAGCAGGCACCUCAUUCUACUACAACAGAAACUUUCACCAGGUGAUGUAAGGAAAAAUGUAUUUUUCCUUAAAUGACUCCUUUUAACUAUAUGAUUCUGUAUGCAAAGAACCUGAGGGUUAUAGAUGGAAGCAGCUGCCAAUAUCUUUUCAGGGAAUUACUACGACAAUCCUGAGAUAAAUCAUCUGUAUAAUGCAAAUAUGGAAAAUGUGCAUAAAGGCAUCUCAGGUUAUUAUUUUUUGUACAUUCUUAUUACAAAGUAUGCUGUUAUUUCUUUUCAGCAGACCUUUGCAGAGCUGUAGGAGGUGUCUAAUAAAACUUUGGAACUCUU
Messenger RNA from Thamnophis sirtalis, 3213 nucleotides. RefSeq names its product sulfatase modifying factor 1 (gene SUMF1). Gene Ontology annotation, cellular component: endoplasmic reticulum. Gene Ontology annotation, biological process: protein oxidation. Lineage: Eukaryota; Metazoa; Chordata; Lepidosauria; Squamata; Natricidae. Gene Ontology annotation, molecular function: formylglycine-generating oxidase activity. The record is from RefSeq and is a predicted model, not a curated record.